Messenger RNA from Cyphellophora europaea CBS 101466, 357 nucleotides. Its product is annotated as V-type ATPase, G subunit. The transcript is spliced from 3 exons. NCBI's taxonomy places the organism in Eukaryota, Fungi, Ascomycota, Eurotiomycetes, Chaetothyriales, Cyphellophoraceae. Gene Ontology annotation, biological process: proton transmembrane transport. The record is from RefSeq and is a predicted model, not a curated record. Bases 1 to 357 code for a protein of 118 amino acids. Gene Ontology annotation, molecular function: proton-transporting ATPase activity, rotational mechanism. Gene Ontology annotation, cellular component: vacuolar proton-transporting V-type ATPase complex.
AUGUCUACAUCGAGAAGUCCGACUGACCAGGUACAGGCCGAGAAGGAGGCUCAGAAGAUUGUACAGAAAGGCGAGUCUCUCCGCAGAUAUAUCAGAGUCAAGGACGCAAAGGCCGAAGCACAGAAGGAGAUUGAUGAGUACAGGAAAAAGAAGGAAGACGAGUACAAGAAGUUCGAGUCGGAGCAAUCCAGCGGAAAUAAGACGGCGGAAGACGACGCCAACAAGGAUGCCGAGGCCAAGGUGAAGGACAUUCAGGCGGCGGGCAAGAAGUCGGGCGAUAAGGUCGUCGCUGAUCUCAUCAAAGCCGUCACCACGCCACGGCCAGAAGUUCCUGACAAGAUCCAGAAGGAGGGCUGA